Salvia miltiorrhiza (redroot sage) is the source of this 1482-nucleotide messenger RNA. Its product is annotated as ribosome biogenesis protein BRX1 homolog 2-like. Bases 326 to 1273 code for a protein of 315 amino acids. Gene Ontology annotation, molecular function: rRNA binding. The transcript is spliced from 9 exons. Gene Ontology annotation, cellular component: nucleolus. Gene Ontology annotation, biological process: rRNA processing; ribosomal large subunit assembly. The record is from RefSeq and is a predicted model, not a curated record. Lineage: Eukaryota; Viridiplantae; Streptophyta; Magnoliopsida; Lamiales; Lamiaceae.
GUAAAACCUAGCCGUUUCUUUGUUCUCACUCUCGUCUCCUCCCUCUCUCUGCCAUCGCACGCUCUCGGUCUCUUUCACUUUCUUUCUCGUCUUCGGCCUCUCAUUGCAGCCGCCGUCGCCGGCUCCCGCGUCUCCCAGUCUCCCUCAUCUCCUCAUCUUUCGAUGCACCGCCGCCCUCGCUAACUCGCCCGGCCUUCCCCGUCGCCGGCUUGCCCAACCCCCUCGUCUCUCAGUCUCCCUCGCCGCCGACUCGCCCUGCCUCCUCCGUCCUGCGUUCGCAGCAGUAGCCUCUGUCCAACAGUUGUUGGAGUUUAAUUAAAUUGGAAUGGGGAAGAAGAGAAAGCACAGCGAAACCAAUGCGGCGGAGAAUGAGAAGAAGGAAGAAAUCGCGCCGGAACGGCCGAAAAGAACGCUUUUCGGAUUUAAAACCAGUCCUCAAGAUAUAAAGGAGAAUGAUACUACCCCUUUCUUCCGGAAUAAAGAGAAAGUUUUGGUUACUUGUUCUCGCCGCAUUAGUUACAGGUAUCGGCAUUUGAUGUUGAACUUAGUUGAUUUAUUGCCUCAUUGUAAGAAAGAUAACAAGGUUGAGUCCAAGGGGAGCAAAGGCACCGAUCUGAACGAGCUUGUCGAGCUCAGGAGCUGCUCGUCUUGCUUGUUUUUUGAGUGCAGGAAAGGCAAAGACCUCUACUUAUGGAUGUCUAAGUGCCCCAAUGGUCCCUCUGUCAAGUUUUUGGUUAAUGCAGUGCACACAAUGGAGGAACUGAAACUUACUGGAAAUCAUCUCAAGGGGUCACGUCCCAUCCUGACUUUUUCGUCCAACUUCGACAAAAAACCUCAUUUCCAGCUUUUAAAGGAGAUGAUUACUCAGAUAUUUGCCACACCAAAGGAUCACAGGAAAUCUAAACCAUACCAUGACCAUGUAUUUGUUUUCUCAAUUGCUGAUGACCACAUAUGGUUCCGGAAUUACCAGAUAUCAUCUGGCCAUACUGGUACUGCACAAAAGUUAGACCGUGGAGACUUGGAAAAGAUGACGUUGGUUGAGGUUGGUCCAAGGUUCUGCCUAAACCCAAUUAAGAUAUUUAGUGGCAGCUUUGGCGGCCCAACAUUGUAUGAGAAUCCUUUCUAUGUUUCACCCAACACGAUUCGCUCUAUGGAGAAAAGGCAGAAGGCUGGGAAAUAUGCAAAGAAGGUUAAAGCCAAAACUAGGAAGAGGAUGCAUGAGCUGGAAAAUCCCCUCGAAGUCGAUGAGUUUGCUGAUAUGUGGAAGAAGUAACAAAGCUAAUAACGUCAACUUGUCUUUUUAUUUGCCUUGCUAUAGUGAAAAUUUAGUUACCACCACACAACAGGAAGAGAUGAGUGAAAUGUUGUUUGAUUGUUUAGUUGCAUUUGGUACCAUUGAUCAUCGAAUCAUCGACAUGUUCAAAUAUGUAUCCUAUCUUGAUUUCAUUUGGUUCAAUAGAAACUGUAUUUUUGCUUGUGGCU